AUGCGAACCAGGAGGCACACAGAGAAGGAACCUACUUCUCCUCCCCCUCCCCCUCCCGCUUCUUCAGCUGCAAAAGGCAGUGCCAACAACCACGAUGCAGAAGGCCGGAGUAUUGCGGACUCGUCAAGGAACGCAGUUAACAGAGUCAUACGAAGGGUCAAUGCUCGAGGUUCAUUGCGGACAAAGAAAGAAUUGCAGCAAGAUAAGCGGUCGAAAAGCAAAGAUAAACACAUCAUUGAUGCAAAGGUUACAUGGAAUGAAGUGGAUGCACUGCGUUCUGCAAAUGUACACAAGGAAAGUGAGCGAGGGGACAUUGGUGCCUCUAGUUGCCCUCUUCAGAACAGCGAUGAUGACAUCGACUGGGAAGAUGGUUCUACUUCUGCUGCGGAACCUGUAAUAAUUCGUUCCGUCCCAGGUGAUGGUACCAAAACACUGACUAUCGAAUUUGGGACAUCACCUGAUUCUGCCAACCGAAAGCCUUCCCGUCGAGCUACUGCUGAAGAAAAGGAGUUGGCUGAACUCGUGCAUCGGGCACAUUUGCUUUGUUUGCUUGCAAGGGGCAUAGUAGUUGAUAGUGCUUGUGAUGAUCCUCUUCUUCAGGCUUCGUUAGUAUCCCUUCUACCAACUUACUUGUUGAAGAUACCAGAGCUCUCAAAAGUUACUGCCAAGGCUUUGGCUCCUAUUGUUAGUUGGUUUCAUAGCAAUUUCCAUGUCAAGAGUGCAGCCAGCAAAAAUCUGUCAUUUUCUUCAGCUUUGGCUUUUGCUCUUGAAAAUCGUGAAGGAUCUGCAGAGGAGAUUGCAGCACUGUCUGUGACACUGUUCAGAGCGUUGAAACUUACAACUAGGUUUGUGUCUAUUCUGGAUGUUGCCUCCAUAAAACCUGAUGUUGAUGACUGUGAAUCCUCAAGUCAUAGUGCCAGCAGAGUGCGCCGUGGAAUAUUUAAUUCUUCAACGCCUAUGGUGGACAGACUGCAGGAAAUCUCUAUUUCUCCUAAUGCAUGCGAAUCUUCAUCAAAAGGCUUGUCCAAAAGUAAAGAAACGCAUGCAACGCAGAAGAAAAUUGAUUUUCUUGCUCCUGAUGAACUUAAAGUUGGACCGGGAGAUUCAUUACCAAGUGAGCCACAAUGUAAUUCUCUUGUACCCAAUACUGAGAAGUUCCAAGGGUCAAAGCGGAAAAGUGAUAUUGAGUUUGAGAUGCAAUUGCAAAUGGCUCUCUCUGCGACCGCAGUUGCUGAUCCUAAAAGUAGUGUGGUACAGGAUGCUACAAGUCCUAAUACAGAAUGUUGUGAAGUCCUCUCUUCACCCAAACGAGUAAGAAGAGUUGAAACUGAUCGAUCUAUGCCUAUCUCUACUGCAAUCGGCUCGAGAAAAAUGGGAUCCCCACUUUACUGGGCAGAAAUAUAUUGCACAGAAGAAAACUUGGCAGGAAAAUGGGUGCAUGUGGAUGCUAUAAAUGCGAUCAUAGAUGGAGAACAUCAGGUUGAAGCUGCGGCAACUGCAUGCAAAACAUCUCUAAGAUAUGCAGUUGCAUUUGCUGGGCGAGGGGCGAAAGACGUGACCCGCAGGUAUUGUAUGAAAUGGCACAAAAUAGCAUCCCAAAGAGUUAAUUCUACUUGGUGGGAUGCUGUGUUACGACCAUUGAGGGAGUUGGAAUCAGGGGCGACAGGAGCUCCAUUGCAAUUGGCAGAGAACGGUGAUGCUGUAGCCGGCCCCAAAGCUGAUCUACAACCUUCUUGGAUAAAUUCUUUUGUUGCCAGUAGAGACUCUUUAGAGGAUAUGGAGUUGGAGACUAGGGCGUUAACUGAGCCUCUUCCUACUAAUCAGCAAGCUUAUAGAAGACAUCAUCUAUAUGCAAUUGAGAGGUGGCUUACCAAGUUUCAGAUACUCCAUCCAAAAGGUCCUGUUCUUGGUUUUUGUUCUGGCAAUCCAGUUUAUCCUCGUGCCUGUGUCCAAACUCUCAAAACGAAAGAAAGAUGGUUGCGUGAAGGGCUGCAGGUUAAAGCCAAUGAGCUUCCAGCAAAGGUUCUGCUAGAAACCAAGAAGUUUCAAAAUAAAGUACAAUUCUCAGAAGGUGACGAUUGUAACUCUAAGGGAAACACUGAACUUUAUGGAGAGUGGCAGUUGGAGCCAUUGCAGCUACCUCCUGCUGUAAAUGGGAUUGUGCCAAAGAACGAACGAGGCCAAGUUGAUGUGUGGUCCGAGAAGUGCCUGCCACCAGGGACCGUGCACUUGAGGUUGCCAAGGGUAUUUAAUGUUGCCAAGAGGCUAGACAUUGACUAUGCCCCUGCUAUGGUUGGCUUUGAAUUCAGAAAUGGUAGAUCGGUCCCAAUUUAUGAUGGUAUUGUGGUUUGCGCUGAGUUCAAGGAUGUUAUAUUGGAGGCCUAUGAUGAGGAAGAGGAUAGGAGGAAGGCAGAAGAGAAGAGGAGAGAUGAAGCAAUGGCUGUUUCAAGGUGGUAUCAACUUGUCUCCUCCAUUAUAACCAGGGAAAGGUUAAAUAAAUUGUAUGGAAACAAUUCAUCAGCCCACAUGAUUAAUUCUCAGAACGCGAAUCAUAAUAAGACUGAUAAAGAAGUCUGCGACCGAGAUCUUGGUGAGCAUGCAAUCCAAACACCCUCUGGUGUAGAGCACAGGAUCACGGCUGCUUCAUUUUCUGCAUCAACAACAGAGGAGCAUCAACACAUUUUUUUGGCGGAGGAUGAGAGUUUCGAUGAGCAGAGCUUAGUGAGGACAAAGCGGUGCUACUGCGGGUUCUCUCUGGAAGUGGAGGAAUUGUAG
This is a messenger RNA of Linum trigynum, 2775 nucleotides long. Lineage: Eukaryota; Viridiplantae; Streptophyta; Magnoliopsida; Malpighiales; Linaceae. The record is from the annotation of a GenBank genome assembly.